Fonsecaea multimorphosa CBS 102226 is the source of this 2136-nucleotide messenger RNA. RefSeq lists its product as uncharacterized. Gene Ontology annotation, cellular component: nucleus. NCBI's taxonomy places the organism in Eukaryota, Fungi, Ascomycota, Eurotiomycetes, Chaetothyriales, Herpotrichiellaceae. Gene Ontology annotation, biological process: DNA-templated transcription. The transcript has a single exon. The record is from RefSeq and is a predicted model, not a curated record. The coding region runs from base 1 to 2136 and encodes 711 amino acids. Gene Ontology annotation, molecular function: DNA binding; DNA-binding transcription factor activity, RNA polymerase II-specific; zinc ion binding.
AUGUUCUCCGCCGCCUUUCAAUCAGCAUCUCCCCAGUUUCAUGAGCCUCCGGCUCCACUCGCCGCCCCCGCAAGGCUCCAACAACGCCCUCGCACUCGACGGUCGUGUGACUUUUGUCGGUCACGCAAGAGUGCUUGUCGCCUCGACCAAGGACCUCCAUGCUACGCCUGCCGUCUGUACGCUCGGGAAUGUAUCAUCAGCGAGAGACCGCCACGCAAGAGGCAAAAGUCGACGAGUGAAGUCGGGAGAACCACUGUAGGCUCAGCCACCACUCACGACACGGGUGCUGCCAGACCGGCACACAUUGAUGUGUCCAGAUCAUCGAACUGGACGCAGGGAACCCAGGCCGCUGUAUCUGCUAACAAUGACGUGGAUCUCGCCGUGCUCUCUCCUCAGUCUAAUGGAAGCUCGCAGCAGAUGUCGCCCAUGCAGGGAGCAGGCUCCGUAACCUCGCAGGUUUCGGUCGAGUCAGGUCGGCCGACGACAAGACAGACCUUGGUAGGACGAGAACACGAUGCGCUGACUGAGUCAUUGGACGCAUGGCCGACCAAAACCACCUUCCUCCUGGGAGAUACUGGCGAGUCGGACCCCUAUUUACUGCGGCACUUUUCCACCGAGUAUCUCGACUCAUCGGUGGAUGACAUUGCCAAGGUGACACCCCGACAUAUGCUACGUACAUCCGACCCGGACGUCAUGCACAGUCAAGGAAAGCCCUUGAUCCUAUCAAUCGCCGACCAUUCGCUCUACGACCGAGGAGAACCGCGACUGGACCAAGAAGUCCUUGACCAAGCGGCCGAAGAAGUCUCCCAGAUGGUAUCGGAUGAGACGGGUGUCCGACUGGUCAAACUCUUCUUUCGAUACAUCUACCCGUAUUUCCCAAUCUUGUCAAAGACACGUCUUCUGUACCCUUUGGCCGAGUUGCCCUCACGACUCAAAACUCUCCCUCUAUCUCUCAAAGCGGCCAUCUACGCAUCUGCUCUGGCCUUCUUCACGUACGACGACGUGCUGGCCACCACAAUUGUCCACUCACCUCCGUCGAGCCAGAGAUUAUAUCGCAUCGCCUGGGUCGCUGUGACACACGAAGUCCACACUCCUCACCUCUCCACUCUGCAAUCCUGCCUCCUGCUUCUGCAGCGUGUCAACGACGACCGAUAUGUAAUGGACACGGUGUUUCGGUGGAGUUUGCUCGGGUGGACCGUGGCUCUGGCGCAGACUUUUGGCUUGUCCACCGACUGCCUCGACUGGACGGGGCUUCCAGAGUGGGAGAAGAGGCUGCGCCGGCGUCUUUGGUGGGCGAUAUUCGUCAUGGAUAAAUGGGCAUUCAUGUCGGCCGGGUUGACGAGUCACAUCCACGACGACAACUACGACGUCAAGCCUCUCACCGCGACUGACUUUAUCUAUGCUGGCGAGACAGAGUCAUCUCGACAACAGCAACACAACGGCAGUGUUGAGGCCGCCGUCGAACCUCCCUUAUCGCACUUUUAUCACCUAACCCGCCUUACGGCAAUUCUCAGCGACAUCCAAACCGCUUUCUUCACCAUUGCCGCCUCGAAACGCACCGAACGCGACUUUAAGCUCUCGAUCGACCUAGCCAAGCCUAUUCGGCGCCGCCUCAAAGAAUGGAAAACCUCAUACGACACAUAUCUCAACACCCGCCCUGCCAUGGGUUCCCGCUCGUCCGGUCUCGACGGCGACGCAUCCCUGGGCCUCAGCUACCUGGUCACUAACAUCAUCCUCUUCCGCGCGCUCCUGCGCCCAAUAGAAUCCAACCUCUCCUCAUCAUCCAGUCCCUCGUCGUCCUCCGAAGCCGGUCGUGACGCCGUCCGUAUCGGCGCAAAGACAUGCUGCAUUGAAGCCGUCGAGUUCGUCGAGUCCCUGCGCCGCAACGUCUGGGACGCCUUUUGGCACUCGUGGUCCCGUGCCGGGUUCGCCAUGAUUUCGUCGAUGAUGAUCCGGCUGUUGAUCACGAGCGAGGACUCGGUCGAGGUCGACGACAUCAACGCGCUCAUACGGCGGUGGCGCUGGGCCCUGCGCACGGGCGGGGGUAGUGCGGGGAAUGUCUUGAUGAGUUUGGCCCUGUUGAGGCUCGAUCGGUCGCUGGUCACGAGGGGGAUUCAUGAGAGUGAUGAGGAGUGA